This is a messenger RNA of Scomber japonicus (chub mackerel), 2160 nucleotides long. RefSeq names its product G protein-coupled receptor 161a (gene gpr161b). Bases 190 to 1785 code for a protein of 531 amino acids. NCBI's taxonomy places the organism in Eukaryota, Metazoa, Chordata, Actinopteri, Scombriformes, Scombridae. Gene Ontology annotation, biological process: G protein-coupled receptor signaling pathway. The transcript is spliced from 6 exons. The record is from RefSeq and is a predicted model, not a curated record. Gene Ontology annotation, cellular component: membrane; recycling endosome. Gene Ontology annotation, molecular function: G protein-coupled receptor activity.
UAAAGAUGUCGAGGGGCUCUCAGAAGUUUCUUAGAGUCGGCUCUCGAGGACUGUCUUACAGUGUGGAAACAGACAAGUAAUUUAGGAUGGACAGUCUGCAUUUGCGGCGGAGAAAAUGUGGAGCUACAUCGUCGAACCAAACCAGCCUCCUGCCAUUCCUUCACCUGUCCGGAGACCUAACCUCUCGCCAUGAACAUCAGUAGGAACUGCACCGCGGCGGGGAAUGGUGAGGGUCUGGCUGCCCUGGAGUCAGUCUCCAUCGUGACCAUCACUCUCCUCGCCUGCCUGGGGAACCUCUUGAUCGUGGUGACCCUUUAUCGCAGGCCUUAUCUGCUCACGCCCAGCAACAAGUUUGUGUUCAGCCUAACACUAUCCAACCUGCUGCUGUCCAUGCUGGUGCUGCCAUUCGUGGCUGUGAGCUCAGCAAAGAGAGAGUGGGUGUUUGGAGUGGUGUGGUGCAACUUCACCGCCCUGCUCUAUCUGCUCAUCAGCUCUGCAAGCAUGCUGACACUUGGAGCUAUCGCCAUUGACAGAUACUACGCAGUGCUUUACCCGAUGAUCUACCCCAUGAAGAUCACGGGGAACCGGGCGGUCGUCGUCAUCGCCUACGUGUGGUUGCACUCCCUGGUGGGCUGCCUGCCUCCUCUGUUCGGCUGGUCUUCCUUUGAAUUUGACUGUUUCAAGUGGACCUGUGUUGCCUCUUGGCACAAGGAGCCGGGCUACACGGCCUUCUGGGUCACCUGGUGCAUGCUCCCCCCCCUCAUCAUCAUGCUGGCCUGUUACGGCGUCAUUUUCCGCGUUGCUCGCAUGAAAGCCCGGAAAGUACACUGCGGGACUGUUGUGGCCCAGGACGACUCCACUGGAGUGCAGAGGAAUGGACGCAAGAACUCGAGCACCUCCACUUCCUCUAAUGGAAGCCGGCGGAGUCUCGUGUACGCAGGGAGUCAGUGCAAGGCCUUCGUCACCAUCUUAGUGGUGAUAGGGACUUUCCUCAUGACCUGGGGGCCGUACGUCGGGGUGGUGUCUACGGAGGCCUUGUGGGGACAGGGGAGUGUUUCUCCAGGGCUGGAGACUCUGGUGGCGUGGCUGUCCUUCUGCAGCGCUGUGUGUCACCCGCUGAUCUACGGCCUGUGGAAUAAGACGGUGAGGAAGGAGCUGCUGGGGAUGUGCUUCGGAGAUCGUUACUACAGAGAAUCAUUCGCCACACGACAAAGGACGUCCCGCCUCUUCAGCAUCUCCAACAGAAUCACAGAUUUGGGUAUGUCGCCUCACCUGACAGCCAUGCUGGCCGGUGGAGGUCAUCUGCUGGCCCCCGGGAGCAGCACAGGAGAUACCGGCUUCAGUUUCACUCAGGACUCAUGCACAGACGUGAUGCUGCUGGAUAACUUCUCCACAGACGGCUCCUCCCAUCCACACAACCACGGGAAUCCGUCCGGGAAGAGGAGGAGCUCAGUCACAUUUGAAGACCAGGUGGAGCAUUCCAAAGCUGAAAACACCAACACGUCCUCGGUCCAAGUCCACGCAGAGGUGCACAAAUCUCUCGACACCUUCGCCUCCUGCCUGGCGAAGGCCAUCGAGAGCGACGCCAAGCUCACCCUGUUUGGAGACGGGUUGGCUCUGCCAGGGGGACUGUUCACAACCAGAACAGCACCGAGACCCAGGUACCUGGACGGGCAGAGACUGAGGCUAGAGAGUAUCGAUGAAGGGAUCGUCAAAGAUGACAGAGAUGAAGAAGAGCAGGACAUGGAGGAAAAACCGUCCUGGACUCAGCCGGCACGCUUGUGAUCUCAAUUUAUUUGUAGACUGCGAGGGCUUCACUCUGGUGAACCUGUGAACACUUUUCUAUGAACUGUGACCACACACCCCCACUCUGUGGUGCAGUUAACGAAGUCUGAUCUUGACACUUGGGUACUCCAUACUUGAAAUAAUUAGGAAACAGGAAGGUGCGUUUUAUUCAUUCCACUGCAUUGGACCAAGUGCACGACAUCAGUGUCUUUUCAAGCUUCUGUUUGAAAUGUUGCAUUAUAUAGGAAGCCUUAACUACUGUAACCCACAUGGUCUGAUAUUCUAGUAACUUGUUUACAAUUAUAUUUUAUUUUAAUUGUAUGUUUCCACAAUUUUCAAGGUGUGCCUUAUUAUGGCAGGGCGGUAUGAAAACAA